This is a messenger RNA of Brienomyrus brachyistius, 4888 nucleotides long. It is a transcript of the gene cables2b, whose product is annotated as Cdk5 and Abl enzyme substrate 2b. NCBI's taxonomy places the organism in Eukaryota, Metazoa, Chordata, Actinopteri, Osteoglossiformes, Mormyridae. The transcript has 9 exons. The coding region runs from base 23 to 1531 and encodes 502 amino acids. The record is from RefSeq and is a predicted model, not a curated record. Gene Ontology annotation, biological process: regulation of cell cycle.
GUGAUAUUUCCGUCACUUGAGGAUGGCGACUGCUGCCUUCGGCGAGCGGAGUGUUUCGGGAAAUAGUUCAGUUAGUCCUCACAAAGACCACCUGCGGAAGAGUAAAGAUUCGCGUAGGAGACAGGCUGCCCUCCUGUUUCUUAAUAAUAUCUCACUUGACGGACGGCCUAUUUACCACUACAGCAAUGGGGAGAACGAUGAGAAAGAGACGGAAUUUCAAGGUUCCGAAGCCGGAGAGGCAGCAGGGAGACUCGGUGCGGCUAGCAGCUAUGGGACCUUCCCCGGUCUGUCACCCUCCGCCAGCAGUAGCUCCUGUAACACCGCACCGAGGAUCGGGGUUUUCAACGUCCCCCCGAUUCGGGUUCUGCCCACGGACUCAGACUUUAAUGCUGUUGAAAGGGGUGAAAUGUUCCUGGAGAGGGACCGGGGCGCUUUCUCGUCCCAGGGGAAUCUUCUCUCCCCGAGCGGGCAGACUCUCCUAGGGGCUCGCAAAUCGCCGACCCUGCUUUCGGUGCAGACUUUCAAUCCGAUGACUCUGGAUUCCAGGCAAAGGUCACGCACCCUGUCAGGCUCCACCAGGCCGAGAGCUGUAAAGAAGGUGCAUUUCAUCAAGAACAUGAGGCAGUAUGACACUCGCGGGAGCAGGAUCGUGCUGAUAUGUGCCAAAAGGUCACUGCUGGCCGCCUUUUCAGUGCUGCCGUACGGUGAGAGCUUCCACAUCAGCGAACCACAGCUGGACAUUCCAAGGCACAGGCGCUCCUCUACCACAACCCUGGAGAUGUUCCCCGGUCUGGACGGUGUGGAGCUGGGUGUAUACGGCAAGACCGUGUCCUACGCCAGGUUCCUGUACCCAACCAAUGCCUUGGUGAGACAGAAGAACGCACCAAUAGACAUCACUAUACAAAUGCCCAUCUCUCGCACCAGUACUCAGAAGAAUUGUGCACCUUCUAGGCCCAGCAGCACCGUAGGUUUGGACAUGGGUGGGGAUGAUGUUUUGGAGUAUGACCCCAAUCUGCUGAGUGACCCCCAGUGGCCCUGCGGAAAGCACAAGCGGGUUCUCAUAUUCGCCUCUUAUAUGACAACUGUUAUAGAAUAUGUGAAACCGUCUGAUUUGAAGAAGGACAUGAAUGAGACGUUUAAGGAGAAGUUUCCACACAUCAAGCUGACGCUGAGCAAGAUUAGAAGCCUGAAGCGAGAGAUGCGAGCUGUUAGCAACGAAUGCGGCCUGCAGCCUGUCACCGUGGCGAUGGCCUUUGUGUACUUCGAGAAGCUCGUGCUCCAAGGGCGACUCAACAAGCAGAAUCGCAAGCUAGUGUCUGCUGCAUGCGUGUUGCUGGCUGCCAAGAUCAGCAGUGACCUUCGGAAGCCUGAGGUCAAGCAGCUCAUCGAUAAACUGGAGGAGCAGUUCCGCAUCAAUCGGCGGGAGCUGAUCUCCUUCGAGUUCACAGUCCUGGUGGCCCUAGAGAUGGCGCUAUACCUUCCCGAGAGCAAAGUCAUGCCACACUACCGUCGGCUGGUGCAGCAGCCCUGAUCAGGGGGCCCGCCUGCCAGCGAAUGCAGACAAGGUCAGACAAGGUCACCAAGAAGCAGAGCGACACCCCAGAGCAGUCAGACACAACAGGAUCUCUAACGGAUGGGCCGCUCCACACCUCGAACCCGGGUUCCAUCCAGCUCUGCCAGCAGCUUUCAUACAAUCAAAGACAUUCUUUGUUGUUCCUGAUAAUCAUACGGUUUUUAUUUGCUGUCGUGUCUUUCUGAAAUCACAUCUGUUAAUGCUACACACAUAUGUUUCAGUUUACGCAAUACCAGAUUUUAUUUGUUACUGCUCCACAUGCUUGAUGGUACGUGAUGUACAGCCAGGCUUCUACUACCUGGAGAUCUAGUGUCUCCGGAGUCCAGCUCUGGUAAAGAGAAUGACAACCAUUGUUUGCAGAAAUGUCCAUUUUUUCCCCAGACACAUUUCUGAAAAAAAGAUAGUCUGAAAAGAAACAUUUGGUCCCCACAAUGUAAUAUAAACAUAAUCCAUACACACACACAUUCAUUUUCAUAUCUCAGUGGGACCAUCCAGUCCCAACUAUGACAACCUUACCCAGAUCUAUUCUGAACCAAAAGUAAUCAAACAAAAUAUAAGACGUUUGACAUUUAUAGUUUUUUUGAAUGCAGUCACAGAUUUUUAUAAAAUAGAGUUUCCACUUGUGGAGCCCUAAAAAUAAAAGAUCAAAAUAACAAGCUAUUAUUACAUUGUGGGGUCAUUUACUCAUGUAUAGACACGUAUACACUACUGGUCAACAUUGUGGAAACACUUGCAAUUUUUAGAGACUGCUGAACUUUAUUCAACUAUUGGUCAAGUUACUUAUUUAAUCAUGCAGUGUAUGAUAUUUGUCACAUUCUUUGAUCGUUGUAAACAUCACCACCAAUAUUUGUGUAGUAAUUUUUAGAGCGUAAUGCCAAAAAUGCUAGGUGUGUCGACACAUACACACAUUUUCCCGGUAUGGUCAUAUAAUUUUAUCAAGAAGCGUACUGUUGUAUGUUUGUUAAUAUUUCAGAAGGGAGACUUAUCCAGUGUUUCAAGUAACUCUAGCAUUUGGAGGGCCUUGCUGUGUUUAUUUAUUUUCCUCUCUUAAUAUCCAAUUAUUUAUGCUUUUGUCAAUGUUUUAUAUUAUUUAUUGCAGUUCAUUAUUAUUUCUAGGUGUCACUGUUUAACCUUUAGCUUUAUUAGAUGCUCGUCCUGUUUAUGUGAAUCCUCGUUCUUCCAAAGCAGCACUGCGGCCCCCGUCGUGUUAGGCGAAGCUCUCUAUGUUAGAGGUGGCCUUUUUAUCCCUUAUCAGCACAUUUUUAGUGCUAAUCUACUGCAUCUUUCACUUCUCUUCCUUUAACACCCCCGCCCCCAGUUUGUGAACGUGCCAUUGCAUCACCCUUCUACCUGAACGCUUAUCAAUUGUAUUUUAGUUGUCAGGUUAAAGGGAGCACAGCCAUUUCAGUUUUAUUACUGCGGUGAAUUUCAUGUACUUAAGUAAAAAAGGGAUGACGUGGAUUUUUUUUUUCUUUUUCUUUUUAUAAAGCCAUAUACAGUCGUUUCCUAGGUGACGCAAAAACUGUCGGUUUACUGUGGAGAAAACUGCGCAACAUAUGAGACAAGUUGAUUUGUGUACAUUUUCCAUCCUGUCACGUUCGAUAAGUGGUAGAAGAGUUUUCCUUUUAAAUUCUAAUCCUCAACGACAUUUGCCCUUCCUGCAUUUGAAAAACUAGAUAUUUACACAAUUCCUGUACUGUGAUGAUUUGAGGUUACACGUUGGUUUCCUCUUCGCUCAUGAUUUUAUGGAGGAAAAAUCUUCCACUGUGCCCAGUGUUUUCAUUGCUCUCACAUUUAAAUGCAUGGAACGAAAUAUUGAGCUAUAAUAUAGCUAGCGCCACCUUGUGGUGAUAACUGCAAUAAGCAACUCGAUAACGUGACAGAGGAAAGUGUUCCGUAGUUCAGUCAGCCAUUGUGUUUAUUUUCCCUCAGGAAAUAUUGUCAUUCACUACAAAGAGUGCAUUUUACUAAGCUGAAUGCAUUAUACCUGUUUUAGUUUGGCCUUAGAAAAUACUGUAGCCAAAGUCUGAUAAGUAAAUGAUUUAUGGUUGUGAGAAGAGUGCUACUUCCUUAAUUAUCAGUAGAGGUGGAUUUAAUUACUGCUGCACUAUAUAAAUAAUAAAAACACCUGGAAACUUCUUAUCUAUGUUAGGUAUUCCCUCAGGGAUGGAGGCAUAUCUAAUAGAGAAAGAUAUCAUUUAUUUUCUGAAGCAAGGUGUCCAGUGUAUCGCUAUUGCCAGGAGAUGUUUAAAUUUGUAGCUUGUUUUAUUUAACAGUUUGAGUUUGAUUUUUGUGAUUUAAGAGAACAAUCAAGUCGUACCAGUAGCUCAUGCUGGAGGAUUUUGAUGACGUUAAUUCGGAGAUGACAAAGAUUUUUGCAUUAAUUUUCUGCAGAUAUGAAUGGCACAUUGUCAAUACGUACACAGACACACUAACAGUGCAUUCCAUUACAAAGUGCCUGAAACAGAAGGUAUUGAUUCACCUUUUAAACUGAUUUGGUCAAACACACUUCUCAUUUGUUCAUCGGUAGUGACCGUAACGAGGCAGCACUCACGCAUAGGGACGGAUUACGGACCGGGCCAGCAGGGCCGCUGCCCAGGGGCCCUUGGGGUGCAGGGGGCCCAUGGGGCCCCUAGCCCAAAACAAUUUGCAACGCUUAUCAACAAUGUAUUUUCGUUUGUCUAUUUUAGAGGGCCUAUAUUCUUUGAUCCUCUGCCUACAAGGGCCCCUAACCCUGUAGGGAGGGUGUUUGGCUGCCAAGGGCCCUUGAAUUGUGGUGGUUGUUUUGGUGGUGCUGGUGGUGGUGCUGGUGGUGGUGGGGGGGCCCUCGCGAACGUUUUGCCCAGGGGCCACACAACCCAUAAUCCGUCCCUGCUCACGCAUAUGCAUAUGUGACACUGUGACUUUUAAGGACAAAAGCUUUGGCAUUGUGGUAACCAUGGUGCUUCCAAUACUAAUAUAAUACUGGGUGGGUGGAAAUUGAAAAGCUGUAAAUGAUUUUUCCUUGUAGCAAAUCCCUUUUCAAGUUUAACUAUCGACCCUGCUUUUGUGGCAAGUAUAGUAUCAUUUUUAAAUGCAGGUAAAGGGAUAAUUAUAACGUGUAUUAAGCAUGGUGUUGGCGCGUAAUCAGCCCACUGCUCAUUUUAACUGAAGAUUUAUCCCUUUCCCUCUGUGUAUUACUGUGCUUUACGUGAUCACGUCAUGUAUCGUUAAUGCACCCUGAUUUCCAUUUUUUCUCUGUAUAACAGUUUGAUUUAGAUCAUUGUACUAGUUUGAAUGACUUUUUGAGGCAAAAUAUAUUUUUCUGAAUAUUGA